AUGGACGCCGCAAUCGAGCGUCUCCAAGACGCCGUUGUCGACGGCCGCGCAGAAACACUGCGCUUCCGCCAGAACCUGAUGCACGCGCUGCACCUGGCCCUGCGCACCAACGCCGCCGACAUCUGCGCCGCCAUGGCCAAAGACACGGGCGCCUCGGCCGCCGAGGUCGACGCUGAGUUCUUCCUCGCCAUGGAGGCCGUCCGCCACUUCUACGACGGACUCGACUUCCAGAAGUCUCUCGAGGACGAGUACUCGGUGGCCCGCGGCAAGGACAAUGCUGGCCGCCGCGUCGGCUACGGGCUCGUGGUGUUGCGGCCGACCAGCCAUACGCGAUUCUUCUCCAUUGUCAGCCCGCUGGCAGCGGCUUUGUCGGCGGCAUGCUGUGUUGCUCUCGAGCUGCAAGAGAGCCUCCUGAACCUCGACGCUACGCUCCGCCAGAUCCUCCCCAAGGCGCUGGACCAAAACGUCUUCUGCAUCACAAACACAAUCUCCGAUCCCAAGAUCCUCUCCUCGGCCAUCCUCGUCGACCAGACGAGCGUCUCCAGCUCCGACAGCCUGACGACGCAGCUGCGGUCCGCGAACCAGCACCGCGCCAUCGCCAUCGUCGACCGCACCGCCGACCUCGACGCCGCAGCCAAGGCCAUCACGGCCGCGCGCUUCAGCUUCGGCGGCAUGUCGCCGUACGCACCCGAUCUCGUCCUGGUCAACGAGUACGUCAAGAAGGACUUCUUCGAGGCCUGCUCGCGCUAUGCGACGCUGUCGUUUGCGCGCGAGACGUCGGUCAAGCGGGUUGACGGGAACCGCACCGAGGCCUCGAGGCGGGCGAUUCGGGAGGCCGAGGAGAAGAGAGUGGCCACGAGCUUUGGGUCGAGCGACUUUAAGCUGGUUGAUAUCAAGGACAGAGAUGCCACCGUCGCCAACAUCAAGGUCAACGGCCGCUUCCUCCCCAUCAUCACCUGCACCAGCCUCCUCGACGCCGCCUACAACCACACCCAGGCGGCCAACCAGCCUCUGCUCGCCGCCUACAUCUUCGCCGCCAACGACGCCGCAAAGUAUCUCUCACAGCAAACGCCCGCCCACGUCUCGUGCAUCAACCAGAUCCCGCGGCACCUGCUCGUCGGCCCGGCCGCGCCGACAUCUCACGAGCCAGAUCUUCACCACCGCUACAGCGCGGCCAUGUUCUCCGUCCCGCGGCCGCAGUUCGUCGAGCGGCAGCCCGAUGCCUUUACGCACGUCGAGAAGCUACUAGACGGCGAUGUAGCGGGAGUGACGACGCAGUCGGUGCGCGCGCUGGCGACCAAGCCGCUCUCGCCCACCGGCCAACCACGCAACGAUUACUUGGGCUUCUUUGAAGCGAGUUUCUUUACGGGCUUCGGCAUCACGCUCUCGGUGGUGCUACCGCUGGUAGGCUACGGGACGUAUUUCAUAGGGAGACGGGGACUAGAGUAUGCGUUGAGAAUGCGGGCUUGA
This is a messenger RNA of Ilyonectria robusta, 1470 nucleotides long. RefSeq names its product Aldehyde/histidinol dehydrogenase. The record is from RefSeq and is a predicted model, not a curated record. Gene Ontology annotation, molecular function: oxidoreductase activity, acting on the aldehyde or oxo group of donors, NAD or NADP as acceptor. The coding region runs from base 1 to 1470 and encodes 489 amino acids. The transcript has 3 exons. NCBI's taxonomy places the organism in Eukaryota, Fungi, Ascomycota, Sordariomycetes, Hypocreales, Nectriaceae.